AUGGCUCAGAUUCGCCUAAAAAUUCUCCCCAGUGUCCGCUGUUUAUUUGACAAACUGGUUCAACUUAAAGUUGAAGGCCUUGCUCCACACAAAACAGUGGAAUUAAGGUCAAGGUUGGUUGAUGACAAAGGAGUGGUUUUCAAAGCUUCUGCCUUGUACAAAGCUGAUGAAAAAGGUCUAGUAGAUGUAAGUAGUGCCCCCUCGCUGUCAGGGAGUUACACUGGAGUGGAGCCCAUGGGCCUAUGGUGGUUCAUGGUGCCAGAUACCCCGCACAAAAAAAUUGUAAAGAAGAACGUGAUGAGCCCGACUCUCGUCGACAUAACAGUCCACAAUGGAGUCACAGGAGAGGUCUUAGCCUGUGAAACCAAUGAAAGAGAAUAUCUGACUGAGGGCAUGAGGAGAAUUCCUGUGCAAGAUGGUCGUGUACGAGGAGUCCUCUUCAUUCCACCGGGAAAGGGGCCAUUCCCUGGAAUUAUAGAUUUGUACAUUUUAGGUGGAGGCCUAAAUGAACAGCGAGCCAGCCUCUUAGCAAACAAAGGUUUUGUUGUGCUGGCACUGGCCUAUUAUGGUUACCAAGAUUUACCCAAAAAUCCCAAAAACCUGGAUUUGGAAUAUUUUGAAGAGGCUGUGAACUUUCUACAAAAACACCCAGAGGUUCGAGGUCCUGGGAUAGGUGUUAUAUCAAUGUCCCAUAGUGGUGCUUUGGCCUUGUCGAUGGCAUCUUUUUUGUCAGGAAUCACAGCAACUGUCUGCAUUAAUGGCUGCAGUGGAAAUACUGUGAUUCCAUUACACUACAAAGACAUUGUUAUCCCUCCACUUCCACCUGUCUAUUGGAAAUUAAAAAUUAGAAAAUCUUGGCUGAUUGACAUACGUGAUGUCACGCCGGAUCCAACUCUGAAAAAAAAUCGAGCAUCUUUAAUUCCAAUAGAGCGAGCCAGUUGCCACUUCCUGUUUGCCGUAUCAGAAGACGACCACAACUGGAGAAGUGCCUUUUUUGCCGAGCAAGCUGCUAGCAUUUUGAAAAGUCAUGGGAAGCAAUCAUUUGAGGUGGUUUGUUAUCCAAAAGCUGGACACUUUUUGGAGGUUCCUCACAUGCCAUUUUGUCCGUCUUCCUUCCACGCUGCAGUGGGAAGAGCUGUGGUGUUUGGUGGGGAGCCAAAAGCACAUUCUGAAGCUCAGCUGGACCUAUGGGAGCGUCUCCAAAAGUUCUUUAAUAAACACUUGAACAACUGUUAG
Messenger RNA from Nerophis lumbriciformis (worm pipefish), 1236 nucleotides. The record is from RefSeq and is a predicted model, not a curated record. NCBI's taxonomy places the organism in Eukaryota, Metazoa, Chordata, Actinopteri, Syngnathiformes, Syngnathidae.